GUCAAAACAAAGGGAAACUAUCUUGGAUGACUGUACACAUAGACACCAAAAUAUGUAGUAAAAUAUUGAUUACUCAUCUGUUUGAUUGACUAAGCUCCAACAAGAGAAUAAUUAAAAAUGAUGGCCACAAUGGACCUCGGUGCUCAGGGAGUGGAUGAAGAGGUUACUGAGCUUGCAGAACACAUAAAGGAGCGUAUCUGGCAGGACCCACUGGCGGCAGACCUCCAAUGGAGCCUGUUUCUUGCUGCUCUGUGUAACUACAGAUACGACACUGUCCUUCGGCCAUUCCCUCCCAUGUUCAUCAACAAUGAUGAGAAAGAUGUACAGUCAUUGCGUAAGAUGGUAUCAGAGGUUCCUGCUCUGUCUCGGCUGAGCAGAGAGUGCCACAAGUUGCCCAACAAGCAGCUGGAGCUGAUUAAGUGGGUCCUUGAUGCCCGAACAUUUGUUCUCAACAAUGUCGGCUCAUCUAAGUUUUCAGACAUUAAGAAGUUAACUGGACAUUUGUUCAAAGUGCCCAAACCAAACUUCAUAUUUGAGGUUCAGCCGAGUGCAGUGGCUGAUGAGAGAUUUGAACAGAUAAGGGAUGGACGGGGCCUCAUGUAUGCCUACCACGGCAGCCGACUAGAAAACUUCUUCUCUAUUCUACACAAUGGCCUGGCUCUGCACAUGAAUAAGAUGUCUGUAUUUGGUGAGGGUACGUACCUUUCCAGUGAGUUGUCUGUGUCCCUUAUCUACAGUCCGCAGGGGGGCGGCUGGGACCACAGUGAGCUGGGAAACAGCUUAAGUUGUGUAGCCGUCUGUGAGAUGAUAGAUGCUCCUUCAGUCAAGUGCCAAGAUAAACCGUACACCACAGAAAAGGGAAGUUCAGUGGUAGCUGCGCGUGCUCGAGCCAAUGCUGGCCCCAGUGAGGGUGGGGAUGUCCCGGAAAAAUACUAUGUCGUACAAAACAACGAGGUUAUGAGGGUCAAGUAUCUCCUUGUGUAUGGACAGAAGACUGCUUCACACAAGUCGAGUUCAUUGAGCCGUAAGUCGUGGUUGAUUGAGCACAGGUUUCUGCUGAUGAUGGUUGGGUACAUGGUCAUUUUGUGUGCCGUGGGCCUUGCAAACUCCCACACUUUGAAGGUGUACUGGAGACGACUGUGGAAGGUUGUAUGAUAUGGCUGCUGGAUGUGUCCCCAGAGGGAUUGGGUGGGGGGGGGGCGGUGCAUAGACCUUUGUUACUGUGGGAGUGGAUCUGUGUCAGUCUAUGGUAUUUCAAUCUAGCAGUGUUUAUUGAAAUUACAAUUGUUGUGAUAUUUUUGUUUUGUGUAGGGUUUAAUUGACCUUAACCAAUCAAGUUCAUGCCAUAGUCUUGAUAUAAAAUAAUUAAAAGAAGAAGAAUGCUGUUUUAUUCAUAACCAAUCAGGUAUGUUGUCUUUAUGCUGUGUACACUACUCUCAGAUCCAUGAUAAUGUGAAGAUGUUUAUUUCUAGUUGAAAUUAUUUGUAAAUGGCCCAUGGCAAAUUUGGCAAUAUGCCAAUAAUUGAUGAAAACUGACACUCAAUUAGGAUCUAAAAACACACCAGAGUGUACAUAAUAUUUUACUCGGUAUGUGUUUUUUUUCAGAUGUCUAGACACACCUAUUUGUGGUAAGAAUAGUUUAGCUGUGCAAUUUUCUUAACUGUUCUGUACUUUUAGAAGAUGCAUAUUAUUUUUCCUUCAGUUGUUACAUGUCUGAAAACAGAUAGACGAAGACAAAACUAAUUCUGAAUGGCCUUUGUUUAGAACUGUCCUGGGACCGGUUUCUCAAAACUACUUAAGUCUGUUAUAACAGGAUUUAGCUAAGCUCACUAUUUUUGUUCUUCUACGAUUUGUGAAAUAUUUACUUUUUUAUUUAUUUUAUGACUGUUUAUUAAAGUUAUCUGUCUGGUAAUCGUGUAAAACUUAGUUUUAUUUAUCAAAAUAAGGUUAAAAGUAAAAAUUUUGCUACACAAAAAAGCCACUUAAGUCUGUUAGGCUAAGGAAUUUUCGUGAAAUCAGGGGCUUAUCUGAGAGGUAACUAUGGUUACCAGAGGGCACAGUUUAGUGAAAAUCCACAUGAUAUAAUUAUAUAUUGUUGUAAAGCAUUGGUUCUAGGAAAUGAUAAGAACAGCAGAUGCUCAUUCUUUGCACAUGUUCAUAGUGAAAAAGUUCCAUUUGAAAUCCAUUAAUGUUAUAAUGAUUUACUGGCUUUUAAAAAAGUCUACUAUCGUAUAUUUGUAUUUGUUUGUAUUGAUAUACUGAUGUGCCUUAUUUGUGACAUGCACCUUGUGCUCCUGUGAUGGCUUCUCUCUGAAAUCCAUGUUAUCUCCAAAAUGUAUAUUUAUACAUUCCCUUUCGUUUAUUUUUAAAUUAUGUGCAAUUUUGAUGACACAAUCAUAUACUGGGCUUGUACAAGAUGUUGUGAAUCAUAUUGAUGUAUUUUGAUAACUAGGUGAGAUUCAUACACAGAUACUGUAGAUUCAAGGUUUUUCGUAAUUUCUCACUUGUUAUUCAAUAUAUUUCGAUUUGUUUGGAGGAAAUCUGUAUAUCUCAAUCUUACUGUAGAUACAAUACUACAGGAUUGUCGAGAUAUGGUUUGCAAUAUAUAUGUUUUUUGAGAAUUUCCACACAAAAUUUUAUUUGUUGCUGAAAAUCCUUACUAAGAUAUCUUCAAAGUUGUCAGACAAUUGAUCUGUCCAAUUAUAAAAAAUACAUCAAUUUUACCAUUCAGAAUGGAGGCUUGAUUUACAUUGGGAAAUUCCAUAUCAACUUUUAUAUCUAUGAAUUGGUUCUGGAAAUGUCAUAUAAAGCAAUGUCAGGUUUAACAUAUUUCAGCAAUUUUUAUAACAUUUAAAUGAAAAAAAAUCACUAAAAACCUUGGUUACUACUGUAUGGGAAACACCUCUACAAUUACAAUAUAUACAUGCUUGCAGCUGAAAUAAGUACACUGUAUUGCAGGAGACAGUGCAGGGUAAUCGGAUCCCCAUUUAAAUGUGGUAUAUUAUACACUGUAACAUGAAUUUCCCUAAAAAAAACUGGAAAAAAAAACUUUUUGCUGUUAAUAAACUUCAUAUUUUGUAUCAAUGGUAUCAUUUUCAUGGUGCGAUGUCAUUUGCAGACGAAGGUUUGUAUAACUGGUAUCUGAGGUCUUGUUAUUAGAAAAUAUAAAAACCCAUGUCCAAUGUUUCUUGUGCAACAUGCUGUGUUUUACUGUAUUAUAAUGUAACAGAUAGUCAAGCUGUUGUUUGCAAAUUGUCAUUUCAUAUUCAUAAUAUCCAUAUAUGUAUAAAGAUUUCAGUAUGUCAGCAAUUGUCAACAAAGGUAGUUAUUUUUCUCAAUCAAUGAUUUGCUAUAACCAUCCUUCAACUUUAAUUGAUGCUUCCAAUUUGUUUUAAUAGAACUUUUCAUUUGGUUUAUUUCAUGAAAAUGUUCAAACAACAUAUAUUACAAUAUAAAUAUUUGCUUUGAAGCUAUUUAAAACACUUACAAAGAUCAUCUUUGGCAUCAAACAUUUAUACUUAUUAUCUGGUUGUCUUUUAAUUUCAAAUUAUUUGCUUGCCCCAAGAAAACUACUUCAUUAAAAAGUUAUGAAUUUCUUAAAUAACCACUGCGUUUUUUUUAAGCUCUGUAAAUUUAAUUAGUUAUGCAAAGACAUCCAAUUAUCUUUCCAUCAUUUUGUUAUUUUUACAUCAUGCACAUAUUACAUAUAUCGCUACAAACAUGCUUCAUUCACUGCUAUACAUCGCUACAUGCAUCACUACAUGCAUGGCUACAUGCAUCACUACAUACACCUCUACAUACACUUCUACAUACACCGCUUCUUUCAUCUCUAGUAUUCUAUAUACAUUUAUAUUUUAAGUGGUGAAUCAUUCUACAAUUUUUUUCACAUUUUUUGGUUUAUAAUGAAUCUUAUCUGUGCAUGUUUUUCUAAUUUCAUAUGUCAUUCUGAAAUGUGAUUAGAGGUAUGUCUCUGCAUUUGUUCACCACAAUAUCUACUUAUGAAUUUAUAUUACAUUUGUGAAUAUGUUUAUGCCAAAAGGGCUUUUUAGCUCGACUAUUUGAAGAAUAAGGAGGGCUUUACUAAUCGCCCCAGCGUCGGCGUCCGGUUAAAGUUUUAGGGCAAGUUAGGAUUUUCACUAAAAGUCCAAUACCCUUGAUUCAAUUGCCUUAAUAAAUACUUCACACAGUUGUUCAUGGCCAUCACAUAAUGAGGUUAGAUAACUCCAUAUUAUCCUUUAUACAAAUUAUAGCCCCUGAUUGACUAUGGAACUAAGUUUUAGGGCAGGUCGGGAUAUUUAUUAAUAACUUCUAUACCCUUCAUUCAAUUGACUUAAUACUUCACACAAUUAAUGACAACCAUCUUACAAUAAGGUUACAUAACUCCAUUUAAACCCUAAAUACCAAUUUUGGCCCUUGAUUUACUUUUUUAUGCCCCCGAAUAUUAAAAUCGCACCGUCCGUCCGUCUGUCCGUCCGUCCGUCCGACUCAAUAACUCAGAAUAUUAUGGACAGAUUUUAAAAUAACUUGCCACAUGUGUUCGGCAUACCAAGACGACGUGUUGCGUGCAAGAACCGUGUCCCUACCUCUAAGGUCAAGGUCACACUUAGGUGUUUAUUCACAAUGGAAUGCUGCAUAUAAGGACAUAGAGUAUAGGUUGUUGUGUCCGGGCUGUAACUUUCCCUUGUAUGGACAGAUUUUAAAACAACUAGCCACAUGUGUUCGGCAUACCAAGACGACGUGUCGCGUGCAAGAACCGUGUCCCUACCUCCAAGGUCAAGGUCACACUUAGGUUUUUAUUCACAAUAGAAUGCUGCAUAUAAGGACAUAGAGUAUAGGUUGUUGUGUCCGGGCUGUAACUUUCCCUUGUAUGGACAGAUUUUAAAAUAACUUGCCACAUGUGUUUGGCAUACCAAGACGACGUGUCGCGUGCAAGAACCGUUUCCUUACCUCCAAGGUCAAGGUCACACUUAGGUGUUUAUUCCCAAUGGAAUGCUGCAUAUAAGGACAUAGAGUAUAGGUUGUCGUGUCCGGGCUGUAACUUUCCCUUGUAUGGACAGAUUUUAAAAUAACUUGCCACAUGUGUUUGGCAUACCAAGACGACGUGUCGCGUGCAAGAACCGUGUCCUUACCUCCAAGGUCAAGGUCACACUUAGGUGUUUAUUCCCAAUGGCAUGCUGCAUAUAAGGACAUAGAGUAUAGGUUGUCGUGUCCGGGCUGUAACUUUCUCUUGUAUGGACAGAUUUUAAAAUAACUUGCCACAUGUGUUCAGCAUACCAAGAUGACGUGUCGCGUGCAAGAACCGUGUCCCUACCUCUAAGGUCAAGGUCACACUUAGGUGUUUAUUCACAAUGGCAUGCUGCAUAUAAGGACAUAGAGUAUAGAUUGUCGCGUCCGGGCUGUAACUUUCCCUUGUAUGGACAGAUUUUAAAAUAACUUGCCACAUGUGUUCGACAUACCAAACGACAUGUCGCGUGCAAGAACCGUGUCCCUACCCUUAAGGUCAAGGUCACACUUAGGUGUUUAUUCACAAUGGAAUGCUGCAUAUAAUGACAUAGAGUAUAGAUUGUCGUGUCCGGGCUGUCACUUUUCCUUGUAUGGACAGAUUUUAAAAUAACUUGGCACAUGUGUUCGGCAUACCAAGACAACGUGUCGCGUGCAAGAACCGUGUCCCUACCUCUAAGGUCAAGGUCACACUUAGGUGUUUAUUCACAAUGGCAUGCUGCAUAUAAGGACAUAGAGUAUAGGUUGUCGUGUCCGGGCUGUAACUUUCCCUUGUAUGGACAGAUUUUAAAAUAACUUGCCACAUGUGUUUGGCAUACCAAGACGACGUGUCGCGUGCAAGAACCGUGUCCUUACCUCCAAGGUCAAGGUCACACUUAGGUGUUUAUUCACAAUGGAAUGCUGCAUCUAAGGACAUAGAGUAUAGGUUGUCGUGUCCGGGCUGUAACUUUCCCUUGUAUUGACAGAUUUUAAAAUAACUUGCCACAUGUGUUCGGCAUACCAAGACGAUGUGUCGCGUGCAAGACCCGUGUCCCUACCUCUUAGGUCAAGGUCACACUUAGUGUUUAUUCACAAUGGCAUGCUGCAUAUAAGGACAUAGAGUAUAGGUUGUCGUGUCCGGGCUGUAACUUUCCCUUGUAUGGACAGAUUUUAAAAUAACUUGCCACAUGUGUUUGGCAUACCAAGACGACGUGUCGCGUGCAAGAACCGUGUCCUUACCUCCAAGGUCAAGGUCACACUUAGGUGUUUAUUCACAAUGGAAUGCUGCAUCUAAGGACAUAGAGUAUAGGUUGUCGUGUCCGGGCUGUAACUUUCCCUUGUAUGGACAGAUUUUAAAAUAACUUGCCACAUGUGUUUGGCAUACCAAGACGACGUGUCGCGUGCAAGAACCGUGUCCUUACCUCCAAGGUCAAGGUCACACUUAGGUGUUUAUUCCCAAUGGCAUGCUGCAUAUAAGGACAUAGAGUAUAGGUUGUCGUGUCCGGGCUGUAACUUUCUCUUGUAUGGACAGAUUUUAAAAUAACUUGCCACAUGUGUUCAGCAUACCAAGAUGACGUGUCGCGUGCAAGAUCCGUGUCCCUAUUUCUUAGGUCAAGGUCACACUUAGUGUUUAUUCACAAUGGAAUGCUGCAUAUAACGACAUAGAGUAUAGGUUGUCGUGUCCGGGCUGUAACUUUCCCUUGUAUGGACAGAUUAUAAAAUAACUUGGCACAUGUGUUUGAAUUACCAAGACGAUGUGUCGGGUGCAAGACCCAUGUUCCUACCUCUAAGGUCAAGGUCACACUUAGUGUUUAUUCACAAUGGAAUGCUGCAUAUAAGGACAUAGAGUAUAGGUUGUUAUGUCCGGGCUGUAACUUUUUCUUGUAUGGACAGAUUUUAAAAUUACUUGCCACAUGUGUUCGACAUACCAAGACGACGUGUCACGUGCAAGACCCAUGUCCCUACCUCUAAGGUGAAAGAUACACUUUGUGUUUAUUCACAAUGAAAUGCUGAAUAUAAGGACAUAAGAAUGUAGGUUGUCAAGUACGGGUGGUAUUUUUUUAUGUUCAGAGGCAAUUUAAAAUAACUUGCCAUAUGUAUUUUUUUUAUCUUUAACUUUUCAUGUACUGACCUUGUUCAUAGGUCAAUGUCACAUUCGGGGGCAUUCGUCACAUACUGUGACAGCUCUUGUUUUUAAAUUUCUUUUGAUUUCUUUUGACAAGCACAUUUCAUAUUCUUAACCAGAUUUUCACAAAGGGAAAACAAGUUAUAAGAAUGACUUGUGUCAUUGUUUAGGCGGGCUGGUGGGAGGGCAGCAUCAAAGUCACCUUAUGUAUCGAAUAUCUAGCUAAGUUUGGCAUCCAGUGACCAAACUUUUUGGUAUAUAGGAAGAGGUUAUAGAGACCUUUCAUGAGAUUGCAUAUGAGGCCCAAUAGAAAAAUGAUUGGUAUUGAAUAACUUAAGUAAGGGUUGACAUAUUGCGAGCAAACUUGGUAUAUAUAAAGAGUUUAUAGAGGCCUUUCAUGAGAUUGUGUUUUGGGCCCCGAGAGAAACGGUCACUGUUUACUUUUUAAUUUGAUUUUUAUUGCUCGUGACAGGCACAUACAUCAAUAUUGUAUUCACUUCUAAGUCAAAGCAGCAGAGUCAAGCGCGCUGUCUUACAACAGCUCUUGUUAUUUAUUAUAACAAGUUGGCUUCUGCACAAAUGCAUGUGGUGCUGAAGUUUGGUUUCCUGUGGUUUGUAUGACAAGAUGCAUUGCAUUAGUUCAUUUUAUCAUUGAAUAUUGUUAACAUAUUGAAUACGAAUAUUCAUACAUAAAUAACCGUCUUAAGUGAGCAUUCAACUACUUGUAGGUAAAAUUAUUCAGAGCAAAACAUUAUAAGCUCUGCUUUAAUUUUUAUCCGUUUUAGUAUAAAAUAGUGAAACACAGAAUGUUGCAAUCUGAUGUUUGAUGUAUACAAUGUAUGUAAAAUAAAAUAUGUUUAAACUAAGCGA
Messenger RNA from Mya arenaria, 7975 nucleotides. Its product is annotated as protein mono-ADP-ribosyltransferase PARP16-like. The transcript has 8 exons. Gene Ontology annotation, biological process: endoplasmic reticulum unfolded protein response. The record is from RefSeq and is a predicted model, not a curated record. Gene Ontology annotation, cellular component: intracellular anatomical structure; nuclear envelope; membrane. Gene Ontology annotation, molecular function: protein serine/threonine kinase activator activity; NAD+ poly-ADP-ribosyltransferase activity; kinase binding. Bases 118 to 1155 code for a protein of 345 amino acids. NCBI's taxonomy places the organism in Eukaryota, Metazoa, Mollusca, Bivalvia, Myida, Myidae.